Molecule: messenger RNA, 1848 nt
Organism: Physella acuta
Lineage: Eukaryota; Metazoa; Mollusca; Gastropoda; Physidae
Product: sodium-dependent phosphate transport protein 2B-like
Biological process (GO): sodium-dependent phosphate transport
Cellular component (GO): membrane
Molecular function (GO): sodium:phosphate symporter activity
Source: RefSeq, a predicted model, not a curated record
AUGGUCUGUCACCCUGAUGUAAUCAGCACAGGGAACACCAUGGAGAACGAGGCUGAAGUUGACGUUAAACACCAGACGACUUACUCCAAUGGUAAACCUACCAACACUCAGGAGAAAAACAGCUCUCACGUCAUCACUGUGAACGGUGAUGUCAACGAAGAGAAGAAGGUGAAGAAUGAGGACGAUGACGAGGAUCCGUGGGCUCUACCCGAGCUGGGUGACAACACGGAACAGUGGAAAGACCUGGACACCCGAGGGAAGGUGAAGCGUGUCGUCUGGCUGGCCCUGAGGUUCGUGUUCCUGGUUGGCCUGAUGUACCUCUUCAUCUGUUCUCUGGACUUUCUCAGCUCGGCCUUCCAGCUGCUCGGGGGCAAAGCCGCAGGUGAAGCAUUAGGGAGCUCUGUUCUACUUAGCAACCCGUUAGCAGGUUUGAUGGUUGGGGUCCUGGCAACGGUCCUGGUUCAAAGUUCAUCAACGUCCACGUCAAUCAUCGUCUCCAUGGUGUCGGCUGGCAUUCUAAAAGUACGGCUCGCCAUCCCUAUAGUGAUGGGCUGUAACAUAGGGACCACUGUGACCAACACGCUGGUAUCACUGGGACAGCUCAAUGUUAAAAGUGAUUUCAGACGUGCAUUCGCCGCCGCCACCGUCCACGAUAUGUUUAAUUGGCUGUGUGUGUUGGUGCUCCUGCCGCUAGAGGUCGCCUCUCACUACCUGUACCGAAUGACCGACGCCAUCACCCAAAAUCUCGCCUACAACCAAUCAGACUCUACCGCCACCUCAAAUCCAAAAAUGCUCAAGGCCAUUACGGAACCUUUUACAGAAAAGAUAAUCCAGUUGUCUUCAAGUAAAAUCAGAGCUAUUGCCAAAGGUGAAGAGGUCAACGGAAGUAUCAUUGUACCAGGUGAUCACGUGUUUGACGGGUGGAGCGGGACAGACGCACAGGCCGGGGCCAUUAUAUUGGUUGUGUCCCUUGCCUUGUUGUGUACCUGCCUCGUUCUGGUGGUGAAGAUCCUCAGCUCUUUACUCAAGGGAGCCAUCGCUAAGAUUAUUCAGAGAGUUGUGAAUGCUGACUUCCCGGGUCCUUUCAAAUACCUGACCGGCUACUUCGUCAUGCUCGUAGGCGCAGGUGUCACCAUCGUUCUACAGAGCAGUUCCAUCUUCACAUCAGCCCUCACCCCCCUGGUCGGGGUGGGAGCGAUCCACCUGACCCGGAUGUACCCUCUUACUCUCGGCUCCAACAUCGGCACAACAGUAACCGGGAUCCUGGCGGCAUUGACCUCGUCACCUUCCACGUUCAGAGAGUCGCUUCAGAUCGCGCUGUGUCAUUUAUUCUUCAACAUCUCCGGGGUCAUGCUCUGGUACGUCGUCCCUCCCACCCGCAAGCUGCCCCUGGGGUUGGCUAAAUUUCUAGGCCAGACAGUCCACACUUACCGCUGGUUUGCCGUAGUGUACAUCAUCUUAGUUUUUCUUCUGUUGCCUCUCGCCAUCUUCGGCCUCUCCCUCGCCGGCUGGGAGGUCCUCGUCGGGGUGGGAGUCCCCGUUGUCCUUCUCGUCAUCUUCAUCAUCGUCGUCAACAUCCUACAGAAAAAAGCACCAAAAUUUCUUCCCGCCCGACUCAAAACCUGGGAGGACUCUGGAAUCCCAGAACCUCUGAGAUCUUUAAGGCCGUACGACAAUUUCUUUGUCCGGUUAUCAAAAUGCUGCUGUUCCUGUCGUAAGAAACACGACGCUGCCGUCGGUGCUUACUGUAACGAAGGACUCGUUGACGACACUGAAACGACCACCGCUGACGUCACCGGAAAUCAUUCAACAAGCAGCAGCGAUCGAACAGUAGUUACCAAGUUUUAA